Molecule: messenger RNA, 735 nt
Organism: Mucor velutinosus
Lineage: Eukaryota; Fungi; Mucoromycota; Mucoromycetes; Mucorales; Mucoraceae
Exons: 4
Coding region: 1-735 (244 amino acids)
Source: RefSeq, a predicted model, not a curated record
AUGUCGUUCAACAAGAAAUCAAACGACGACUUUACGAGCAGAGUCAACAAACUGUUGUCCAAAGAUGAUGGCUCUAAGAAAGAGACAGACGAAGAACUAGCCAGCAGAUUCACCAGCGUCUUCUCCUCGCCGCCUAUUGUGAAUCAACAGAGUUACCAUAUACCUGACCAUGCGUACGGCGAUGAUAUAGACAGAGAAAUUGAGAAGAUGCUCCAAGACAGCGACGAAGAGACGGAUGCUAUCGACGAUUACAUUUAUGGCGUGUUGGACGAGAAAAAGGACAUGGUGCAAGAGAAAAUGGACGGUUUUCAAAAGGCAUUUAUGGGCGACAACGACCCGUUUAUCGGUACGGAUGAAAGCGAUGAGCUGAUCAAGAAACUGCAGCAAGAAAACGCAUUGGAUGCUAAAUAUGAACAGUUUGCAAAAAAGAGGGACGAGGAUCUGGAGAAGCGAUACCACGCAUUAAAGAAGGAUGCACCUUCCUUUUCAACAACAGCAUAUGAUGAUAGCAGUAAGCCCAAAGGGUCUAUUCCAAAACCACUGACAAGCACAGACUUGCAUGACGAAAUUGAUGAUUGGUGUUGUAUUUGCAAUGACGAUGCCACUGUUGAGUGUCUAGGAUGUGAGGAUGACAACAAGUAUUGUAAAGAAUGCUUUUUCCAUACGCAUAGGAGUGAAUCUGCAGAUUAUAACGCUACCAAACACAAAAGCAGGCCAUAUCAAGUGAAAACAUAG